Molecule: messenger RNA, 1496 nt
Organism: Lotus japonicus
Lineage: Eukaryota; Viridiplantae; Streptophyta; Magnoliopsida; Fabales; Fabaceae
Product: NDR1/HIN1-like protein 13
Exons: 2
Coding region: 460-1227 (255 amino acids)
Cellular component (GO): plasma membrane
Source: RefSeq, a predicted model, not a curated record
AGUUCCCUUGCCUUUUUCUUACCUUCUCUCUGUCUCUGUGUCGCCCUCUCACAAACGUCUUAACAAAUUUGUCCUCUUCCUCCUCCACUCCUGACCAGAGACUCUCUGUCAUUUCAUCUUCCAAUUCUCUUCUCUUAUCCUUCAAGCAACUCUCAUUUUCAUUCCCUUCUUUUUCUUCUCCUUCCUCAUCUCAGAUUUCAAUUUAACUCCACCAAAACCUUCCAUUCUCAUUCGUCAUCUUCAAUUCUAGUAGUUGCAAAAAAUAUACCAAAAUUGAUUCACAUUUCCAUUUUUCACCACCAUUCAUUUUCCCAAGCUUAACCAUUUCUCGUUACUCAAUGACAUUGACAACCCAUAAUUGAUCUCAUUUUUCCGAUUCAGAGUUUUCAUCUUUUCCAAAAAGCGCCAUUCAUUGAUUAACCCACAAAACAUAACACAGAAAGAAAGAAAAAAAAACCAAUGCAAUCACCAAUGGAUGCAUCACCCCAACUGAAACCACCGCCGCUGCAGAAACCACCGGGUUACAGAGACCCCACCACCCCACCUCUACAGACAACGCCGAAACCGUUUCCUCCGCCGCGGAAGGCCGCCCUCCCAACCACCUUCCGCCAGAAACGGAAGCGGCGCGGGUGCUGCCGCAUAUGCUGCUGCAUCUUCUGCGUCAUCUUCCUCGUCCUGAUAUUCGCCGCCGCCGUCGCCGCCGGCCUCAUCUACAUCGUUUACGACCCCGCCCUGCCGGUGUUCCACCUGGGCUCGUUCCGGUUCACGAAGAUGAACGUUACCGAGAGUACCGACGGAGCCUACCUGGACGCCAACACGACGGCGAGGGUGGAGGUGAAGAACCGGAGCAGCAGGAUGGUGUGGCAUUUCCAGGAGAGCAGCGUGCAGAUUACGGCGGAGAAUGGGGACCUGAAUCUGGGGUCGACGAAGGUGGCGAGGUUUGAGGUGAAGCAGAAGAACAAGACGGAUGUGAAGGCGGAAACAACCGUGAAGGGGGAGGCGUUGGAUGAGAGGCAGAGGAGGAAGCUGAAGGGGACGUUUGAUGCGAAGGCUUUGGUGCCCACUGUGGAGGUUCAAACCAGAACGGGUGUGAGCAUGCAGGGUUGGAAAUCUGGUUCGAUUCCUGUUACUGUCGUCUGUGGUGGUGUCUCCCUGAAGAACCUCGAAAAUGGAGACAUGCCCCAAUGCUCCUAUACUCUCUUCAAAUGGAUCAAAAUACCGCGAUGAGUUGGGGAUGUGUUGAUUGAUGAUCCAUCGUGCAAUUCAGAGGUGAAGGCUUUGUUAUCAAAUUGGAUUACACCUAAAUUAUUUGUAUACACCUUUCUUUAUCUCUUUUCAAAAAGAAAAAAAAAUUGCUUAGUAAAAGGUAUACAGCAGUUCAAUUUGCUGCUUGGUUCUCCCAAAUGUGUAGUGGGAUGCACAUAAGUUCAUACAUGAGGUUGUAUUUAUCAAACUAUUUUUUUUUAAUGUAGUUGUUAAUAGGAAUCCUCACUCAA